UGGGGGCGUGUGAACACCGAAGGGCAGGGAUUUUGGCGAAAUGAAAGUGGAAGCAAAGAGCCUGCCGGUUCUACAUCAGAAGUGUAUUUCAGGUCCGGCUUAGAGGAGACUAAAGCCCAUCAGAAGGUACAAGCAAGAGUUCUGUCGCUGUGGACACUGCCACUUUGUGCCCAGCUCUGAAGCCUCAACUCUUGCCAGCCGGACCCCAGGCCCAUGUCAGUGACCCAUGAUGCCGCUCUCCAUGCCCUUCGGGAGGAGCAGGCCAGACUAAAGAGGAGGCUGCAGCAGCUGCAGCAGUGGAGGAGGGAAUUUGGGGACUUCCCUCACCACGACCAGGUCCCAUUCCCGGUGCCCUUGGUCCCCCUGGUGUUCCGAGGACACACUCAGCAGGGCACAGAAGGGUCCAAGCCUUUGGUUUCCAAACUACGGAUCUGCUACCCUCUGCCUGGAGGCUCUGCUCUGGUCACCUUCGACGAUCCCAAGGUGGCCGAGAGGGUGCUGCAACAAAAGGAGCAUAAGAUCGACAUCGAUGAGUGCCGGCUGCGGGUGCAAGUCCAGUCCUUGGAGCUGCCCGUGGUGACCACCAUCCAGGUGUCCACACAGAUAAGCAGGAGGAGUGUGCUGGUCAGUGGGUUUCCUGCAGGGCUCAGGCUGAGUGAGGAGGAGCUGCUGGACAAGCUGGAGAUCUUCUUUGGCAAGUCCAGGAAUGGGGGUGGCGAUGUGGAGAGUCGGAAGCUGCUGCAAAGUGGUGUCGUGCUGAGUUUCACUAAGGAUGCAGUGGCCCAGCACCUGUGCCAGGCUGGCCAGUUUACAGUGCCACUGGGCACGAAAAGCUUCCCUUUGAGAAUCUCUCCCUUCCUAAGUGGGGAGAUCCAGAAGGCUGAGGAAACUUGAUGUGAGCACAGAAGGAGGAACCCUCACCUUCCAGGAGCCCACCUUCCCCUCCACUCUCGGAAGCAACAUCCAGGACCCAGGGUUUGGCUUUUUAUUGACACAACACAAAGGCAGCUUCGGUAACAGUAACAGGGUGGGGUACACAAAAGCAGAAAUCGCCCUUCACACAUUUAGGCCUCAUUUAGACACUGAAGAGGCUGAGCCCCUCCCCCCACCUCCCAUUGGCAAUAGCUGGGCAGUAACCCUCCCUAAUUCCAUAUCAGAGAGCAGAGGGAGUUGUACCCCUGCGCUAGGAAGUCCCCACUUUGGUUCCGGUGGCCCAGGUCCUAACCACCCCCCUCCUUAUUCCCCUGUUCCAUCUCCCCACCCAUGUAAACAAAGUUUGGGGCUGAGUUUGAAAAGCUGCCCUCCUGCUCUGAGAAGGCAGUGGGCCUCCCUUGACUACACAAGAAAUGUGCUUCGAUUUUUACUUUGGUCCCAGAACAAGAAACAGAUGGCAUUGCCUCUCAGAGCUCUGGCUGAUAAAUGCCACACUUAUCUGCAAGGCUGAGAACGCCACCCUGCCUUUUUCUCCUCAACCACCCAGAGAGAAAUGACAGCCCCAGAGACGGGACACGGCACAGACCCCAGGAGGCUGGGGGCUGCCCCCUGCCCCCACUGGCACACACACAGAUUUUUGGCAGUGUUGUGGGACAGCAAAAGCCCACCUCCACCAGAACGAGGAAGGCACUGGGGAGUUCAGGGGUGGAGGAGGAGGUGUGAGACAGGGACCCCCCACCCACCCACACACGCAAGCACAGGUUUUCCGUUGCUAAGGCACUGAGAACAAAUCCACUAGAACUCAGUGAAGGAUGGGGAGGAGGGGGGGCUCUGUGUCCCUCCCACAGAGUCGUGACCUAGGGAAGCAGGUCAGAUUCCCACCCUUGUUGUAAGAGGCAACCUUGGUUAAGAGUGGCAGAAAACCUGGAGGUGGAAGAAACCCAGCUGUGCUCAAGGAGACGGGGACCAGAGGACAAGGCCAUGCAACGAGGCAACAGAGUUCAGAGGUGGGCGCCAGUUGGCCUGGGCUGAAGGGACAGGAGGGCGAGACAGGGACAUGCUGGAUUCACACAAAUUGGCCCCAUAUCCUGAGCUGACAUUUUGAUUCUUUGGGGAGGGGAGUGUGGGGCAGGGGCAGGAGGGGAGAUGAGGCAGAGGUGGAAGCACACAGAACUGGACGGAAAAGGACUGGCUAACCUUGGCACAAAAGCAGCACAGCAGGCCCAGGGAAAGGGUGGGGGCAGGAAGCAGCCGGCCUCCCUCUGACCCUCCCUGUCCCCUUGGCAGGGCCCAGACAUCCAAGUGGUCACUUCCCAACCUCUUUGGAGGGCAGGAAGGGGGGAGGGGGCCCUGCCUAAGGAGAAAGAACAGGGCAGGGGAGAGGUCAUCACCACGGAGACCUUCGGGGGCGAGUGGGCAGAGCAUUAUGAGGAGGAUGAAAUGUAAGAGAGUCUGGUGACCAACACAACGUGGCUCCCUAGCUUCUCUCUUCCCAGGUCCCGAGGGUCUGCCAGCCCGGCCCUAGUUCUCCUUCUCUGGUCCAGGCACCAGGAGGACUUUGCCCACAUUCUUCUUCUCCUGCAUCUGCCUCAUGGCAUCCGCCACCUGGAGAGGAAGACAAGACCCGGUGCCAUCCGGCCCCUCUAGAGAGCCAGCCUAAAGGGGUCAGCCCUCCUCUUCCCAGGAAUCCUACCCCUGGGAGCCUAGCCUGCAGGGGCCCUCCUCCGGCCCUCCCUGCACAGCCAUCACACUCACCUUCUCAAAGGGCCACACGGAGUCAAUGUGGGGUUUGAUGCGGCCCUGGUUGUACAGAGCCAGGAGGCGGGCCACCACACCACUGACUAGCUCCACCUCACCCUCCAGGUAGCCCAAGUGGAAGCCACACACAGCGCGGUUGGUCGGCAGCAGCUGCAGCGCAGUCACACUGAACUGGUUCCACCAUGUGCGCGCCAGGGCCAUCAGGUUCCGCUUGGGGCCCGUCAGCAGGUUGGCCAUUCCUGAGGGAUGAGGAGACGCCGCCCAUGAAUCCAGGUGCUGGGCACAUCCCUGUCCAAAUCCAUGCUCAUCCACCCCCUCUGGGCCUCUUACAAUCAUCCACAGCAGUGCCAGGGAGUGACAGGAUAAUCCCCCACCUGCUGGCUGCCAGGCCCAAAUGGACUCCAGCUGACUCAAAAAUUGCCUGAAUCUUUAUUCACUUGUUGA
Messenger RNA from Acinonyx jubatus (cheetah), 3135 nucleotides. It is a transcript of the gene IFI35, whose product is annotated as interferon induced protein 35. The transcript has 7 exons. Lineage: Eukaryota; Metazoa; Chordata; Mammalia; Carnivora; Felidae. The coding region runs from base 214 to 894 and encodes 226 amino acids. Gene Ontology annotation, cellular component: nucleus. The record is from RefSeq and is a predicted model, not a curated record.